AUGCUCUCGGUCUAUGAGGCCAACCCGCACAUGGUGUCUGAGGAGGUUUUCACCUUCCCCGAGGCUGCCGAGGAUGCCCUAGAAAAUUCAUCAGUUUCCCCUCCAAAGCCGACGUUCGCUGCAUACGAUCGGCAGAGGGCCCUCUCAGGU
Molecule: messenger RNA, 150 nt
Organism: Dibothriocephalus latus
Lineage: Eukaryota; Metazoa; Platyhelminthes; Cestoda; Diphyllobothriidea; Diphyllobothriidae
Source: the annotation of a GenBank genome assembly